AUGAUUACCAUCAAAGAGAGCACGGGGAGUGGGACUCACAAAGAAACGAGGUAUUCCAUGAAAUACGACCAUGCACAUGGGAUCUUGAACCUGAAAGUCACUGAUGAUACUGUGUGUCUCCAGUUCAGGACGGAGUACAUACAGGAUCUCAAGAAAGUGGAGAAUAGAAAUGAAGAUACAAAGGUGCUGAUUCGCCGGAGUGCGAUCUGA
This is a messenger RNA of Darwinula stevensoni, 210 nucleotides long. NCBI's taxonomy places the organism in Eukaryota, Metazoa, Arthropoda, Ostracoda, Podocopida, Darwinulidae. The record is from the annotation of a GenBank genome assembly.